AUGCACUACCCCUCCCGUCGCCUCCCUCGCCUCUUCCUCCGCUGCCUUUCCUCCGGCCCCCACCGAGACCACCGGUUCCUCCUCCGCUUCGCCGCCCUCGCGAAGGAGCUCUCCGACCGGCCCCGGGCCCCGCCUCCCCCGACCCGCCCGCGGUCCCCGCACCCCUACGACUACAACCGCCUCAUGUCCGCGCACGCGGAGUCGGGAGGAGACGGCGGCGCUGGCGCGGACCGCGCGCUCCACCUGCUCGACGAAAUGCGCGGUCUCCUCGGGCGCCGCCCCGACGCCGCCUGCUUCACCACGGUCGCCGCGGCGCUCUCGUCCGCGUCCCGGCCGGGCGCGGCGCUUGCCGUGCUCGACGCCAUGGCUGCGGAUGGCGUCAAGCCCGAUGCCGCGGCGUGCACGGUGCUUGUUGGGGUGUACGCCUGCCGCCUGCAGCAGUUCGACUCUGCGUACGGGGUUGUGCACUGGAUGGGGGCGAAUGGUGUGGCCCCCGACGUGGUCACCUACUCGACGUUGAUAUCUGGGCUGUGCAGUGCCGGGCAGGUGGCUGAAGCUCUGGGCGUGCUGGACUUGAUGCUGGAGGAAGGAUACCAACCCAAUGCGCACACAUAUACACCUAUCAUGCACGCAUAUUGUGCGAGUGGGAGGAUGCAUGAGGCCAAGAGACUGUUGAACACGAUGAUUACCAGUGGUUGUGUUCCAAGUACAGCUACUUACAAUGUCUUGGUUGAAGCUCUCUGCAAGGUUCGGGCUUUCAAGGAGGUAGAUGCCCUUCUUGAGGAGAGCAGUGCAAAAGGGUGGGCACCAGAUGCAAUCACAUAUAGCAGUUAUAUGGAUGGGCUAUGCAAAGCUGGCAGAAUUGACAAGAGCUUCGCAUUGGUUGAAAAGAUGCUAUCCAACGGUUUGCAACCUAAUGAGGUGACUCUAAAUAUCCUUCUUGAUGGUGUUUGUCGUAGCUCAACUGCAUGGUCUGCAAAACACCUUUUGGAGUGCAGCACAGAGCUUGGGUGGAAUGUGAAUGUUGUCAAUUAUAACACUGUGAUGAGGAGGCUUUGUGAUGAGCGGAGAUGGUUGUCUGUUGUCAAACUUUUCACUGACAUGACCAAGAAAGGCAUUGCUCAAAAUAGCUGGACAUUCAACAUUGUUAUCCACAGCCUCUGUAAAUUGGGGAGACUUCAUAAAGCGUUUUGUCUGCUGGAAAGCAAAGAAUUUGUAGCUACCGUUAUCACAUACAAUACUUUAAUCCGUCAUCGCAGUGUUACCGGGAAAGCCAAUGAAGUUUUCCUCUUGCUUCAUAAGAUGAUUGGGGAGGGCAUUGCUCCCAAUGACAUCACCUACAGUCUUGUGAUUGAUUGUCUCUUAUUGUACGAGGUCUAA
Messenger RNA from Oryza brachyantha (malo sina), 1380 nucleotides. RefSeq names its product pentatricopeptide repeat-containing protein At1g09900-like. Gene Ontology annotation, molecular function: protein binding. The record is from RefSeq and is a predicted model, not a curated record. The coding region runs from base 1 to 1380 and encodes 459 amino acids. Lineage: Eukaryota; Viridiplantae; Streptophyta; Magnoliopsida; Poales; Poaceae. The transcript is spliced from 2 exons.